AUGAGUUUAGAGAUUCUCGAUUAUCUCAAACAAGAGAAUUAAUAAUUGUAAGAGCAAGUUCGUGAGCUCUAAGGAUUACUUUAAUUGAAUAAGUAAGCUUUGAAGGUUAUGAUGCCAUAAACAAGUGAUGAAUAACAUAAGGGACUAUUAACAGUAUUGAAGAAUUUGUAAGAAGAGAAUGAAACUUUAUAAAUGAAAAUAGAGAAAUUAGUUAAAGAGCGUAAUGAAGCUUAAUGUGAUUAAUUGAUCAAUCAACAAAUUACAGAAUAAGUAUAAAGAUAAGAGAAAGAAUUAAUUGCAUCAUUACAAUAAAAAAUGUAAGGAAUGUAAGAAAAUUUGAUGUCUGCUGAAAUUAAAUUAUCAAAGAUGGAAGAAUUAAAACCAGAAUAUGAUGAAAUUGCUGGAGUGGUAAUAAAAUUUAGAGAAGUUUGUGAUCCUGAUCUUAUUGGAUUAAAAAUGCAUAAUGAAAUACAAAUGUUAAAUGAAUAACUAUUAAUAGAACAGAAACAAAAAUAAAAAUUAAUAAAAGAGAAAUCAAACAUAUAAGGAUUAAAUUUAGUAAUAUUAUUAUGUUUAUUUGAUUAGAGAUUAAUGAAUGAAUUAUUACAAUAAAAAAGUUUAGCACAUGCUGGUAAUAAACUAAUAUUCAUGAAUUAAGAUCCAGAUCAAUUAGUUGAUUUUUAAGCAAGGGCACUUAAAUUAAUUAAUAAUUCUUCAUCUUCUGAAUCAGUUUCCUCUAAAUCUUCAGAGGCUCCUUUAGAUUCAAGUGAUUCACCUAAAAGAUUAUAAUUUUAAAUGAAUUCAACAAAGGGAACAGUAAUACCUAAACUUGAUUUAACAAGAGCCAAAUAAAUAUAAGAGAUUAAUGCAAAAAGAUAAAUGUAACAAACUUAAAAACCAUUAAAUGAUAUAUAAAGUAUGGAAAGAAUUUAAAAACUUGAAAAAGCAUUGGAUGAAUUGAGAAAGAAUCAUUAAAGAGAAAUGAUAUUAAAUAAAACUUUAUAAGCUCAUAAUGAUGAAUUAUAGAGAUGUUGUGAUGAGAUGGAAGUAAUUUUAAAUAAUAAAUUAAGCAUAGAAUAAAAUUAUUAACAAAUUCAAAUCUUCGUUAUUAAGAGAAAGCAAAAAAGAUGAAUGUAAAUUAUAGAUUCUUACAUUAAUUUUAUUUAAAUCAUAAAGAUUUAUUACCUACAACAUCUUUAAGUAGUAGUCAUUAAAGAUAAACAUCUGCAAAUUAAAUUGAAGAUGAAUAAUCUUAAUCUAAAUAAUUUGAUAUUGAUGAAAUGGAAAGUCCUAUUUAAAAAUAAAAUAAUGAACCUUUAAUAUAAUAAUAAUAAUUAACAUCUAAUGUUUAUUAUUAUAUACCAAAUAAUAAAGAAUAAUCAAUUAAAUAUUUAUUGUAAACAGCAUAAUAGAUAUAUUCAACAAUUUAUGAAAGAGUAGAUCGUGUAAUAUAAGAAGAACCAUAAUGUAAACAUAGAUUUCGAUCAUUUAGUGAGAUCAUAUUAAAUUGA
This is a messenger RNA of Paramecium pentaurelia, 1511 nucleotides long. NCBI's taxonomy places the organism in Eukaryota, Ciliophora, Oligohymenophorea, Peniculida, Parameciidae. The record is from the annotation of a GenBank genome assembly.